GGCUUAUGUCGGGGCUAAGUUUAAAGGACUGGUGCUGUGACUAGACUGAAUGUGACUCCGUAGUUCUGCGAAGAGGCUAAGCUUUGAGUUUGAGACUAGUGAUGGGGACUGAGUUGAGUUAUGGAUUAGGAGGGAGGGUUCCGUGCUCAAGGGUGUCAUCUGGUCUAGUAGUUUGUAAGGGCUGCUCUGCCGGGAUAGUGAUUGUAUUUGGCCUUGAGGUUAUACCUAGAUGUUCUGAUAUAAAGAAGAUAGUGUAUACACAGAAUAUGGGGUGCAUACCUAGGGCUGCCACUAUGAUGCUUAGUGAGUGAGGCGCUCUUGGUUGACGUUCGCCAUUCAGAACCUAGAAAUAAACU
Messenger RNA from Aspergillus homomorphus CBS 101889, 356 nucleotides. RefSeq lists its product as uncharacterized. The record is from RefSeq and is a predicted model, not a curated record. The transcript has a single exon. The coding region runs from base 102 to 311 and encodes 69 amino acids. NCBI's taxonomy places the organism in Eukaryota, Fungi, Ascomycota, Eurotiomycetes, Eurotiales, Aspergillaceae.